Scheffersomyces amazonensis is the source of this 1983-nucleotide messenger RNA. It is a transcript of the gene IRS4, whose product is annotated as Irs4p. Gene Ontology annotation, molecular function: protein binding. Bases 1 to 1983 code for a protein of 660 amino acids. The record is from RefSeq and is a predicted model, not a curated record. Lineage: Eukaryota; Fungi; Ascomycota; Pichiomycetes; Serinales; Debaryomycetaceae. The transcript has a single exon.
AUGUCAGGUACUGCUGCAGCCAGUCAUGCGGCAGCCAUGGCAGCGUUUAAGGCCACUAAUAAUAAUAAAGAUCAACCCAAGAAGGCCAGUUCAUUAGCUUCUUUAUCAGCAUUAACCGCAGCAGCAUCUUCAUCUUCAGCUUCAGUUCCAUCGCUAUUAACAAGAAAUGCUUCAUCUUCAAGUAAGAUAAGAAAGCAAAUUGGUAAAAUAACCAUUCCAACUAAUAAUUAUAAUAAUAAUCAUAAUCAUAAUCAUAAUCAUACUAAGAUAGAAGAGUCUCUUGGGUCUCCAUUAACUCUGCCUAAGACUCCUGAUGGUAUGACUAUACGAAGAAAUAAAAUAGGUACAAGUGAUAUACUGACUUCAGGUUAUUCAGAUACUGAUUCGCUUGUAUCAUAUUUUGAUUACUUUUCAAUUCCAAAGGCUGGUGAACCAAAGAAAAAUAAACAUACUGCUCCUCAAGAUAUGAUUAAUAAUGUUAAACGAUCUAUUGAAGAAAAAUCAACCGGUAAAGAUCCUAGUCAACGACGAAUUUCUGCUCUGUAUGAACCGAAGAAUAUGAUUCAGAAUUUAAAGGAAUCUAUAAGUUCUAAGGCUUCAAAAUCACAAAUUAGUACACCAUCUUCAAUUAUGGGAGCAGCAAAGAGUAAUACUGCCAUCCAUGAAGUUAGAGAAAGAAUAGAACUGAAAAGAAUUUCUACACCUUUACAAAAGAAUGAUAGUCUGGAUGCUGCAAGAACAUCGUAUGGUAAUUCUCCUUUACCGCAUGAAGCAUGGAAUGGCUCUUCUAGUUCAGUAGCCACAUCAUUUCUGGAUUUUGAUAUCCAAGACUCUACAAUUCUUCACGAUCCACCCAACCAACAUAUAGAUGAUCUUACUAUAAAAGAUGAUCCUACUAUAAAAGAUGAUAACAAGAAUUCAGCAAUACCGAUACCUCCUUCUCCCAGUGCAUUUGCAAGAAAUUUUGCCGUGGGUAGUGUUGAUAGUUUGAAUCAAUCACUUCCAUCUCCAAGAUUAAAUGCAGUUACUUCAACUCAUACAGAUGGUUCUGGUGAAGAUGUCAACAAAUCAAAACCUAAAAGAAGACCACCUCCUGGCAUGUCAGCUGAGGAAAUAGCUCCAACUUCAUCGUAUAAUGAUACAGAUGUCGAUCAAGCCUAUUCAUCAUCCCUGUAUACUUAUCAUAAUAGCACAUCUGAUUGGACAGAUGGUGAGUGGAUUAAAGAUAAUGCAUUCGCGACAUCUUCUGCAUCAAGAAUUCCAUUGGAUUCUCGUAAUUCAACUUCAAGCGUAUACAAGACAAAAGCUAACGAUAGUCGGCUUACUGUAGGAGAUCUGGGAGCAGAGUCGGAUUAUGAAUAUGCGAAGAUGGGAUAUCAGAAUCAACCUGUACGUAUGAAAUCUACCAUGAGAAAAAGAGAUAAAAGAAAGGAUAGAAAGCUACUCUUUAAUGAAAAUAAACCUUGGAAGAAUCAUCAGGCAUUGACUAUAAUUACUGAACAGGAAAGGAAACGGUAUGAAGGUUUAUGGGCAAGUAAUAAGGGUAUUUAUAUGAAUACCAUAGUUACCCCUCUUACGGGAUCCAAUUUGUGCGAAGCUGAUCUGAGAGAAGGACUGCCAGUAGGUGGCAUUUCAUUAACAGCUGCUAGAUUAUCAUCAAAGUACGAUUCAGUCAAUACUACUAAUGAUCCAAAUUUACAUGCUCUUGAAUCUGUAGAUCCAAAUCAAUUAAUUCAUGGAUUGGUUGUAAAACGAAUCUGGUCCAGAUCUAGGUUACCUUCAGAAACUUUACAAGAGAUUUGGGAUUUAGUUGAUUUUAGAAAGGAUGGUACCCUUAAUAAGCCAGAAUUUUUGGUAGGUAUGUGGCUAGUAGAUCAAUGUUUAUAUGGAAGAAAACUUCCUAAAAAAGUUGAUGAUAUUGUAUGGGAAAGUUUGGGAUAUAUUGGAAUUAACGUAGUAGUUAAAAGGAAAGGUAAACGAUAA